CUGGGUACGCUGUGUCGCCUGGGUGGAUAGUAUAGUUACAUCAACAUUAAAGGGAAUAAAAUGCCGCGGAUUCAUGUAAAUAGAGACUUCGCUUCAGCGCUGAUAAUUAAUGUUUCUUAAUUAACACGGGUCACCUCUGGAGCCGGUAGUGGCAGGCCUAUUUUCGGUGUUUAUCAGCAAUAUUUCAGGGAGAGGAGUGUCGUCAUCCUCACCACAGCAGCUGGGGGGGGAAGUUUGUCACUUUAGUCCCCGUUGAACAAAUGACGAACUGAGAACCUUCUCAACCUCAAGCGUCUCCGCAACACCCGCUCGUUGAAGGAGUCGACCACGUUGCCUCACCACACUGGACAGAGAAAUGUGUCUGUGCGUGUCCUCGAGUGCAUGACCGCGUCUCAGUGUUUUCUGGCUGCACUUCCUCUCUCACCUUCCGAGAGGCACUUCUGCACUUGACUGACUGCAACAUUUGUCUUCACCACAACAAAGCAUCAUGGGUAGGAAAAAGAUUCAGAUCCAAAGGAUCACCGAUGAAAGGAACAAGCAGGUGACAUUCACAAAGCGAAAGUUUGGUUUGAUGAAGAAAGCCUACGAGCUGAGUGUAUUGUGUGACUGCGAGAUUGCCCUGAUCAUCUUCAACCAUGCGAACAAGCUGUUCCAGUAUGCCAGUACUGACAUGGACAAGGUCCUGCUCAAAUACACAGAGUACAAUGAGCCGCAUGAGAGCCGGACCAAUGCCGAUAUCAUUGAGACUUUGAGAAAGAAAGGCUUCAACGGCUGUGACAGCCCAGAGCCAGAUGGCGAAGACUCGAUCGACCAAAGUCCUCUUAAUGAUGACAAAUACCGGAAAACCACAGAGGACCUGGAUGUUCUCUUCAAACGCUACGGACAGUCAACAGCUCCGCCUCAGACGUUCUCCAUGCCGGUCACCGUCCAGGCGUCCAAUCAAAGCACACUGCAGUUCAGCAACCCUGGCAGCGCACUGGUAACUACCUCCUAUGUAACAUCAUCGUCGCUCACGGAUACCCACCUCCUGUCGCCACAGCAACCGGCUCUUCAGAGAAAUACGGUGUCUCCUGGGUUGCCACAGCGACCAGCCAGUGCAGGCGCUCUUCUUGGAGGCGACCUGAAUAAUUCAAAUGGAGGAUGUCCAAGUCCAGUCCCUAAUGGAUACACCAGUGCCAGGGCCUCCCCAGGCCUCCUCACCGUUUCCAACGGCAACAGUCUGGGGAAAGUAGUUCCGGCCAAGUCUCCACCCCCACCUCCGAGCCCCCAGAUGGUCAACAGCCGCAAGCCAGACCUCCGAGUCAUCACCUCACAGGGCGGAAAGAGCCUCAUGCAGAUGACAGAGGAUGAGCUGGAAUUGGUAAACGAGAACGCCCAGCGGCUGGCGGCUGGAGCUCAAACUCUCACCACGCCAGUGGUCUCUGUAGCCACACCGAGCCUCCUGGCACAGGGGCUGCCCUUCUCCGCCAUGCCCACAGCGUACAACACAGAGUACCAGCUGACCAGCGCGGACAUCACUGCUCUACACGCUCUGGCGUCACCAGGAGGCUUGCUGCCCACUGGCGUGUCCACAUGGCAGCAGCAGCAGACGGUUUCCCAGCCAAGUCAGCAGCAGCAGCAGCAACAGCAAACACAGCAGCAGCUUAACUUAGCAUCACUCAGCAACUUGGUCAUGUGGGGCGUGGACAAACAGAGCAGCGAGCUGUCUAGCCAGGUGUCCAGUCUGGCUGCCAAUCUGAGGCCGGUGACCAACAUCCCUCAAGGCGCCAUGCUGACCGUCAACACAAACUCCGGCGUGAGCAUCAAAUCGGAGCCCAUCUCGCCCGGCCGGGAUCGCAGCACCCCUUGCCCUCCUCCGUCUACCACGCCAUCCUCGACCUCGGGAGGUACCAUCCUGACUGCUCCGCCUCAAUACCCCGGCUCCCUGCUGUGCCUGGAGCCCCCGACCGGCCGCUCGCCCGCAGACAGCGUAAGCAGCAACGCCAGCUCCUUCGAAGGCAGCGACCGCGACGACGCUGGAGCAGCCGGAGGUGGCACUGCAGGUGCGGGAGGAGGCGGUGGGGCCGGAGGUGGAGGUGGCAGCUCGGCAGGUCCCACCAGCCGGUCCGUGCCGCCUGACUUCAGCCCGUCGGCCGAGCUCCUCAGGGCGUCGAACGAACAAGACCAGGAGGGAGGAAACAUCAAGCGCAUGAGAUUGGAUGCCUGGGUCACAUAAAGGCACCAACACCUCCUCUCUGCACCCACAGUGAAGUUUUGGUGACUCCCACAACACGCACCCACACUCAUUCUUAGUCCCACCCCCCACCACCACCACUGCCCCGACCCCACUGCCAUGUGACACUAUCAUCACACACAGUUAUAUUACUCAACUGCGUCACCCAGACUUCAGAGGCUUUGCCAAAAAACCCAUAAAAACAAGCAUAAAAAUCCUGAUGGACGGCUCCGAGCUCAGCUGGAUAUUUUAGCCCCUCGGAGGGAGGGACAGUAGAUUUUUAAAGCCUCCUUGCUUGAAUGGACUCCCACAUAUUGAUAUUUUUCUUUUUCUUCUUUGGUAGAAAUAAGUUGUUUAAAGUGAAACCACGAAACAAACAUUUCUCUUUCACACGGUUUCCGUAUCGCCUCCAUGUAUUUACAUCGACCUCCUUUCAUUUUAAUACAACCUGACUCGUGGCCUGUCGACAUUACAGGACUAAUGCCGCACGACUCGCCACUUCCUGCUCUCCAGAAUCCAGCGUUUAUUUAGGCUGCGUGCUGUCGACUCUCCUGUAAGGCACUUCCAAACUGCACUAAAGGAAAUAACUUUAUCUGGACAAAGACUGAGCGAUUCUUGGCACCGACCAAAACAGACUCAAGCAAAGGUCUUUCUAGGUAAGAAUAUUUCUGCAUCAAAGGAUUUUUUUUAUUUUUUUUUGCCUCUGCUGCCACGACCUCAUGCAACCAGGCAGGCCCCGAGCCCCUCAGGUGGCACUCUGCGGCUGUGUGAGUCGAGCACCUCGCCAGAGUGCCAAUAUCAACUUCUCUUUGAGAUUUAAAUAAAAGAAGAGAAACAAACAAAAUGCCAAAUGCCCCUGUUCUCUAUAGGGACAUGCUAUCGCUCGCACUGUCGUGAAACAUUGAGAAUUGUAUUGGCGGUCACUUUGUUCACAGACUGGGGUGCUCCUCCCGUCCUCUCACCUCAUCUCCUCUGGAACUCGGAUGGAAAUCCAGCCGGUCACUCAGCUUAUUAGCAGGAGUAGAUGCCAUCCAAGUGAAAUUCAAUAGUAAGAGUUUUUUGAGCCUCUGUUGGCUCUUUUUUUUUUAUUAUUAUUUGAUUUGAUUUGAUUUGAUUUUUUGGAGUAGGGAAGUAUUUGGUUCUCUAAGUCCAAGUGUUCUCUCUCUGUUGGUAUUUUAAAACUCUGUUAGUCGUCCAGAAGUAGGAAUUCCGACUUUGUAUAAAAAUCACUCCUUAUACAAAAAAAAAGCUUUGAUGUCCUCUUUAGCUCUCUAUAGCUCUCCUUAGCUCUUUGCCGUGUUUCGAAAAGUGAAAGGAAAAAGACAUUUUUCUAUAUUUCUACCGCUUCAGUUGGCGACAAAGUAAAAAUAGCUUUUCGGCUUCAACGACGUGUAUGUACAUAUGAAUAUAUUUGCAUAGACUUUGCUAGGUAUCCCUAAAAACAAGCAAUGUGUUGAUUCUCAGUGGAUCUGUUUGCAUAUAUGAGUGUGCAUUUGAUAUGUUUUGAGAUACAGGUGCAGGGGUUACACCGCGCUGGGUGGUGCCGGCGGAUCGGACGUGUUUCAAGUAAACCUAUUUUAUUCUAGUGUCGAUGGUGUGUGCACUUUCCGUCUCACUCACAGAGGCCUGCUUGGUUGUGGUGUCAUCAUAUUCGCUUGCCACAGUUCUUCUUCUUUCUUUUUUUUGAAGAAAAGAACCCACGAUCAAAGAAAGAAUCCUACACCGUGACAUAAACUUAUUAUCAGGACACUGCCGUUCACUUCUAGCGUAGAGAGGUAAAAUACACUUUGACGGACUCGUGUAAAAUCUUUUCCACGUCACGGUAAGCUGACAAUUUCUUUUUUUUCCCAUCGGGAAAACCAAGUUUGACGUUUAAAUGUAGCUUUUCUUGAACAAAUCUGUUUUUCGUUGAACCAUUUCAAGUGUGUGUAUUGGUGUGUGAACCCAGGCUGUUUAUCGCUCUCGAUUACUUUACCUUUUUUUUUUCCCCCUGGAGACGAUGCUCAAAGUGCAGACCGGCUGUUGUUUAAACAAUCCUACACCUUUCCGUCAGUGUAGGUGAGCAGCGUUUGACGCCGACUCUGGGUUCAUGCUGCAAGUCGGAAAAAGACAUUGGGGCCGCGUGGGAUUUUCUCAAAAAGACUGACGCGUCUAGCGGCGGCGUUGCUGAGGUAUUUCAUCGUCAUCAUCAUCAUCUUUCCUAGUAUAUGUGGAGGAUAGUUUUUCACUCCACUGAUUUCAGGUUAGCGCCGCUUUCCCCUCUCAGUCAGCCACGGUUAGCAAUUUAACAGCCAACACUUUCAAAGAGCGCUUAUUGGAGAAGUUUUUUUAAAGGAAUACUUACACAGUGAGUGGGAACGAGGAGAUCUGUGCUUUUACUUAUGUGGUCAGUAUGUACACAAAACACCAGCCAACACGCCUGAUGCUUACCUCUAAUGCUGCAUUUAUGAAAUUAUUUACAUUAUUUAUUUACAUUAUUUACAGCUGCAGAUUGAAACAUCAAAAUACAAAUUUCAAAAAAAUCACUAAAGAAAGUGAAUAAUGUGUGAUUCCCUCCAGAGUUUGUCAGAGCAAUACAAAUCCAUUAGAAUCAGUCGGGAAGUGAUGCAAGCAUGAAAGUUGUCAGUUAUCUUUAGUGUCUCUUAACCUUAUAAUGCCCUUAAUACAGGAGUUUCUGAGACCUCUAUCUCGUUAACAUGAUCAAUACUUGCCAUAAUUUUAAAAUCUUAUGGACAAAACUCUUUUUUUUGUCUAAAAUUAACAUUGUUGUUAACAAAAAAUUGCCAAAAACACCCAGUGUAUCAAAUGCGAUACAAAGAAAUAUAUAACAAGUAUAUAAUCAAAAUAUAUCAUACACAACAUGAUAUAGCAAAAACAUUUUUUGUGGAUUUUGUUAUAAGGGUUAAUGAACAUCUCAGUUUGAAAAAAUCUGAAUUUUCUGGCUGUUUUUUGAUGGGUUGGGUCUUACAGGGUUAAAAAAGGGUGCCCAUUUUUCUCCUUAUACACAAUAUGAGUCUAGAUUCGAUUGUUUGGGCACCUGUGUGCAUAUUAGAUAUGUCACCAAUCAAAGCAUUUUAUGUGUAUUAUUUACACAUCGGCCUAACACGCAGUAAAUCCCUGCAUCAGAACCCGGAGGAGAUCAGGAAUUAUACAGAUCCAUCCGCCGUGGCGACAUCUUACAGUGAAAGGUUUGGUUUCCAGAUGAACUUUGAGGCUCUCUAAAGGCAUGAUAGUUAUUAAUUUAGAAUCCUAAUAUGUAUGCAAUAUCACAUUUCCAUGCUGAAACGACUAAAUGUGACCAGCUGUGGCAAAUUUCGAAUCAGAGAGAAAAAUUCCAAGUGAGAAUCUUGAACCGUCUGCAGGCCUGUGUCACCAUUUGGAUAAUUUUUACACUUAAAAAUUGGACUUCAUAUUUGUUCACGUGCUAAAUCUAAAUGAAGAUUUCAAUUAAAUUUGUCGUUUUCAUCCCCCGCUUGUAUAAAAUGCACAUAAAUACAUUUGGAUGUCUCCACCUGACACGUCUUGGUGUUAACGACCAUAAAGUCAGCUCGAGCUCAUUUAAAAGGAGCUAUGCGUCGUCUGCAUCCAUUUUCACAAUACUAUAAAAGUAUCGAGCUCAGGCAUUUGCAUUACAUAACUACAAGCCGCGGCACAUCUCAGAGUUGAGAUGUGAGAUCUCAAAGUUAAUGCAGCACUUUUUUUUUUUUUUUAAGUUAAAAUGACAGAGUGAGCUUUAGAGGUGCUGGCAGGCAGAGUGUGACCGCUGGACCGUCGUAUAGAGCCUCUUCUCUGGCCUACAUCCCAUCAAGAAAUUUCAAGAUGUCAAACUAUUCCUUUUGAACACUCGGGAUGCGUGUCCGCCUUCCUUCAGACAGAGCUAACGAUCUCCUCUCGUACCACCCGCUCAUUUCCACUUUUAGAAAAACUCACCUUCAGUGGCAUCUCUUCGUUUCUAAGGGCGCUGAUGUUUGACUGAAAUGUGACACCACACCGAUUAGCUUUGUUCAUGUACAAAAGGAAAAAAAAAAGGUUCUCUGUCCAAUCUAGCAGUGUAGUCACAAGACAAUCUAUAUGAGAAAUGAAAACCUGCACCCCUGUUACUUGUUGUGUACAAUGUUUUUUAGAAUCUCACUAUUUUUGGAUUAAUUUGUGCUGGUGACAGUUCCAUUGUCUAUUAUUAUUAUUAUUAUUAUAAUGAUAUUAUUAUGGAGCUUUUAUUUUAUUGCUAUUUUUUGUGUAGGAUAGCCAACUGUUUUUAAUUUCCUCUUUCUUAUUUUUCUCUUCCGUAUCAUAAACAUAUAGUACUGGUUUCCUUUUUUGAGGCAACUUUGCUGACAAUUGCACGAUCAGUUAUUGUGGUAUUAGCAAAUGCAAUGAAGGAAAUACCAGUUAAAUGCUGCAGUUUUAAUUAAGAUACAGAAUAUAUUUAUAAAAACGGGAAACAACUGAAAUUAGUAAAAUCCUGAAAUUUGAAACAUGUAAAUGCAUGGGAUACAGGUAACAACGACAUAUGUUACGUACAGUAAUGAUAAGGACAUGCAUCAGAGAUGAGUUUUAAAGCAACUCAGAAUAAUGUAGCAUAUGAAAUACUAAAGAUGAAAUUUAUAGCUAAUAUAUUGUGUUGAGCUGGUCUGCUUUGGGUUUUGUUGUAAAGAAAAUAUUUCUUUUUUUGUUGUUUUUUUUGAGAAUGAUAUACAGUUUGUGUAUAUUUUCAUAUACAAAGUAUGCACUGAUAUGUUAUUGAAAUUCUAUACCGCUUUUACAAAAAAGUGUUUGUUGUACCAAAGUAUCCAAGUCCCUUGAAACCUUAUCCUUUUUGCGUAUGUUUUACCGUAUUUUAUAUAUUAAAUAGACAAACUGAGUGAAAUGAAUUUGGAUCUGUGAUUCAUUUUUUUUUUAUCCUGCGUCGAGGUGGGGGCAAAAGUGCUUCUAUAAUGACUCAUCCGGAACAUGUGGCGGCACAGCAAGAGGAGCGAAAUACCCAGAAAUCUUUGUGAAUUCAGUCCAUUAGUGCAUUCGUGUCUCUUUUCUUUUUUCCUUCCCCUCUUCAUCCUCUGCUCAUUGUCACAGUUACAAACACGUGAGACGGAGGUUCGAUUCGCACAUUCGACAAUAACCAGACGGCCAAAUUUAGCUCAUCUCUCACAACCUCUGAGGAGGUGAGCAGCAGCUGUGCAUCAACAACAUCUGAGAUUUAAGAAUGAAUAACUGUAGUUUUUCUAAAAAGCCAAUAUUA
Messenger RNA from Pelmatolapia mariae (spotted tilapia), 7448 nucleotides. Its product is annotated as myocyte-specific enhancer factor 2D homolog. Gene Ontology annotation, molecular function: histone deacetylase binding; protein dimerization activity; RNA polymerase II cis-regulatory region sequence-specific DNA binding. Gene Ontology annotation, biological process: positive regulation of transcription by RNA polymerase II; heart development; cell differentiation. Lineage: Eukaryota; Metazoa; Chordata; Actinopteri; Cichliformes; Cichlidae. The transcript has 12 exons. Bases 488 to 2215 code for a protein of 575 amino acids. The record is from RefSeq and is a predicted model, not a curated record.